AUGGAACAGGUACGUCUCACUAUGGAACAGGUACAUCUCACUAUGGAACAGGUACAUCUCACUGUGGAACAGGUACAUCUCACUGUGGAACAGGUACAUCUCACUGUGGAACAGGUACAUCUCACUAUGGAACAGGUACAUCUCACUAUAGAACAUGUACAUCUCACUGUGGAACAGGUACAUCUCACUGUGGAACAGGUACGUCUCACUGUGGAACAGGUACAUCUCACUGUGGAACAGGUACGUCUCACUAUGGAACAGGUAGGUCUCACUGUGGAACAGGUAGGUCUCACUGUGGAACAGGUACGUCUCACUAUGGAACAGGUACAUCUCACUGUGGAACAGGUACAUCUCACUAUGGAACAGGUACAUCUCACUGUGGAACAGGUACGUCUCACUGUGGAACAGGUACGUCUCACUGUGGAACAGGUACAUCUCACUAUAGAACAUGUACAUCUCACUGUGGAACCAGGUACAUCUCACUGUGGAAACAGGUAGUCUCACUGUGGAACAGGUACAUCUCACUAAGGAAACAGUAAAUCUCACUAUGGGACAGGUACCAGUACAUCUCACUAUAAGAAAACAGUAAUUCAUGUGGGGAAAGGUACUUUCCCCUGUGGAACAGGUAGUCUCACUGUGGAACGGUACACUCACGGGAAAACAGGUACGUUCAUGUGGAAAAAAGGAAUCUCAUGUGGAACAGGUACGUCUCAGUGGAACAGGUACAUCUCACUGGGAACAGGUACAUCUCACUGUGGAACAGGUACUUACUGUGGAAAGGACGUCUCAGGGGAACAGGUACUUUGGGGAAUGGAAGAAAAAGGAAAAUAAUGUAUUUGUUCCUUCCCAAAUUGGGGAAGAAAAAAAAAACAUAUAGCGAUGCACUAAAAACAUAAGGUUUUCAAUAAGGUAUAUAAUAAUUAUUUGUUAAAAAUCCUUACCCUCCCAUCUCUUUCACUUUUUUUUCCUUCAUUUUCUCGCUGUGUCCAUCCAUCCCCUUUUGUGCCAUAGUCGGUGGGUUUCUACGUUAGCACCUUCCAGAGUAUGGCUGGCUUUGAGGAGAAGUUCCACAAGGAGAUGGGCAAGGUGAGUCUGAGAUUGAUUUUGGUGAAACCGAAAGGGGCGAUAAUUUAAAUAUCGAGCCCCAAAAUUUUGGAACCUUGUUUUUUUUUUUGGGGGAGGGGAAAAGGGGGGGGGGGGGGGGGGGAAAGGGAGGGGGGGCGGGGGGGCGGGGGGGGGGAGGGGGGAACGAGAGAGGGCGAAGGGGGGGAGGGGGGGAAAAGGAGGGAGGGGGGGAGGGGGGGGGAAAAAGGAAAGAGGAGGGGGGAAGGGGGGAAAGGAAGGGAGAGGAGGGGAGGGGAGGGGAAAGGAGGGAAAAAAAAAAAAAUUUUUGGGCCCCAAAAAAAAAAAAAAAAAAAACCCCCCCCCCCCCCCUAAAAACCCCCCCCCCCCCCCCCCCCCCCCCCCCCCCCCAAACUCCUCCCCUCUCAUUCACACCGUAUGCAGCUCGACCAGAAUCUGUACGAUGUUCUUGUCAAACUGGAGAGACAGGACAUGUCUGGGUGAGUUUCUGUCAUUGUAUUACAUAGUAUACCGUUCCUUAUACAGUGGGGAGAGCAAGUAUUUGAUACACUGCCGAUUUUGCAGGUUUUCCUACUUUCAAAGCACGUAGAGGUCUGUCAUUUUUAUCAUAAGUAUUUGAUCACCUACCAACCAGUAAGAAUUCCGGCUAUCACAUACCUGUUAGUUUUUAAUUAAGAAGCCCUCCUGUUCUCCACUCAUUACCUGUAUUAACUGCACCUAUUUGAACUCGUUACCUGUAUAAAAGACACCUGUCCACACACCCAAUCAAACAGACUCCAACCUCUCCACAAUGGCCAAGACCAGAGAGCUGUGUAAGGACAUCAGGGAUACAAUUGUAGACCUGCACAAGGCUGGGAUGGGCUACAGGACAAUAGGCAAGCAGCUUGGUGAGAAGGCAACAACUGUUGGCGCAAUUAUUAGAAAAUGGAAGAAGUUCAAGAUGACGGUCAAUCACCCUCGGUCUGGGGCUCCAUGCAAGAUCUCACCUCGUGGGGCAUCAAUGAUCAUGAGGAAGGUGAGGGAUCAGCCCAGAACUACACGGCAGGACCUGGUCAAUGACCUGAAGAGAGCUGGGACCACAGUCUCAAAGAAAACCAUUAGUAACACACUACGCCGUCAUGGAUUAAAAUCCUGCAGCGCACGCAAGGUCCCCCUGCUCAAGCCAGCGCAUGUCCAGGCCCGUCUGAAGUUUGCCAAUGACCAUCUGGAUGAUCCAGAGGAGGAAUGGGAGAAGGUCAUGUGGUCUGAUGAGACAAAAAUAGAGCUUUUUGGUCUAAACUCCACUCGCCGUGUUUGGAGGAAGAAGAAGGAUGAGUACAACCCCAAGAACACCAUCCCAACCGUGAAAGCAUGGAGGUGGGAAACAUAAUUAUUUGGGGAUGCUUUUCUGCAAAGGGGACAGGACGACUGCACCGUAUUGAGGGGAGGAUGGAUGGGGCCAUGUAUCGCGAGAUCUUGGCCAACAACCUCCUUCCCUCAGUAAGAGCAUUGAAGAUGGGUCGUGGCUUGGUCUUCCAGCAUGACAACGACCCGAAACACACAGCCUGGGCAACUAAGGAGUGGCUCCGUAAGAAGCAUCUCAAGGUCCUGGAGUGGCCUAGCCAGUCUCCAGACCUGAACCCAAUAGAAAAUCUUUGGAGGGAGCUGAAAGUCCGUUUUGCCCAGCGACAGCCCCGAAACCUGAAGGAUUUGGAGAAGGUCUGUAUGGAGGAGUGGGCCAAAAUAUGAUCUCUGUAAUUGCAAACAAAGGUUUCUGUACCAAAUAUUAAGUUCUGCUUUUCUGAUGUAUCAAAUACUUAUGUCAUGCAAUAAAAUGCAAAUGCAUUUCUCAAAAAUAAUACAAUAUGAUUUUCUGGAUUUUUGUUUUAGAUUCAGUCUCUCACAGUUGAAGUGUAACUAUGAUAAAAAUUACAGACCUCUACAUGCUUUGUAAGUAGGAAAACCUGCAAAAUCGGCAGUGUAUCAAAUACUUGUUCUCCCCACUGUAUAUAAUAUAUAAUGAUAAUAUUAUAUUUUAUAAAUGUCCUCUGUUAUCGCUGUGAACCAGGGUAGGGCUCAAUUGCAUUCCAAUUCAGUCAAUUUAGGAAGUAAACUGAAAAAUUAUAUUCCAAUUUUCCUCCUGAAUUCACUGAAUUUAAAAGGACUUGACCCCAACCACGUAGUUAACACCAUCUAUUAAACGUAUGGCCAGUACAAAGUCAUCAGAUUACAGCUGGUCAACAAAGCUUGGAAUCACAACACAACACAAUACAAUACAGUAUAACAUUAUUAUCCCUAAAGGGGAAAUGUAGUGAUCUAUUUGAUCUAGAUUAAAUGAAUGCCCACCACCCCUACAGAAAGGCAACAGGUAACAGCAGUGCACGGACGUCGUCGGGAGCUCGGAGGAGGUAACCAAGUCCCUGUCUGACUAAACUAAUGUGUCUGUCUGUGGUUCAGCAUCUGAGUUCAGGGGCUGCUUGGUUAGUUAUUACUGUUAUUCACCUUAGAGUGGAGUCUCAAACCUCUCAUCAACUUCCCCCGUUCCAGAUCUUGCCAACUCCAAACAUGGCAUGACGAGGAGUAACAAGGAGUUGUCAUGACGGCACAAACAGACUGCCACUCAAUUUCACUCAUUUGAGAACUAGCACACAGGAUUCAACUAACGGAAGGGCUUUGGUGAUUAGUUGAACAGUUGAAUCAGGUUGGCUUGGACUAGAAUACAUAAAAUAAGUGGAACUGGCUGAGGUAACCUCGUCCCGAGGCUCAACAGCUAUGACAGAGAGGAGAUCCGGUUGGUGGAGGAGAUACACUGCUUUAGAGUAUCUGCAGUUGUAAAGACUGUCAGUCUGCCGUCACUGUUCACUAUAACAUAACAAGCACCUUCCAUUCUGCACUGUACAGUGGGAACAGACCUCUCUCUCUCUCUCUCUCCCCCCUCUCUCUCUCCCCUCUCCCCCCCCCAUCUCUCUCUCCCCCCUCUCUCUCUCUCCUCUCCCGCUCUGUCUGUAUGUCUGUCUGUCUGUCUCUCUCUCUCUCUCUCUCUCUCUCUCUCUCUCUCUCUCUCUCUCUCUCUCUCUCUCUCUCUCUCUCUCUCUCUCUCUCUCCUCUAGUGAGCUCCCCAGAGGAGCAGAUCCAGCCAAUCACGCUCUGAGUCCAGGCGGACCGCCACCCAUCCCUAAGUCCCCUUCCAAGGUACUGUACUACACACACUCUCACAUACACACUCACACACACACAACACAAACACAACACACACACCACAUACACAUGAACACACUCACACACACACACACACACACAACACACACACACAACACAUACACAACUCCACACAAACACACACACACACACACAACACACACACACACACACACACUCAACACACACACACACACAACUCACACACACACACACACACACUCACACACACACUCAACAACAAACACACCACUCACACACAAACACAACACACUCAAACACACACACACACACACACUCACACACACACACAACACACACACACGCACACACACACACACACACGCAACAUACACACAAUCACACACACACUCACCACACACGCACACCUCCCCACACACACAACACACACACACACACCCCCCCCCCCACCAACACACACACAGGGGCUGGAGAUGGAGAUGGCAAACAAAUUUAUUCUCAAAUGUUUUAUUUUCUCUGUUAAGCUGUGUGCACUGAGCUGACAUGCUGAUAUUCAGAUGAAGGGAAUUAAAUAGUCUAUAAUGCUGACCACCGCAUCGCUCAACUCAGACAGAGGUGUGUAACCUACUGUAGCUGCUGGUAAAGACUCAGACAGGGGUUUUGUGUAACCUACUGUAGCUGCUGGUAAAGACUCAGACAGAGGGUGUGUAACCUACGUAGCUGCUGGUAGACUCAAAAGAGGAGUGUAACCUACUGUAGCUGCUGGUAAAGAUCAGACAGAGGUGUGUAACCUACGGUAGCUGCUGGUAAAGACUCAGACAGAGGUGUGUAGCCUACUGUAGCUGCUGGUAAAGACUCGACAGAGGUGUGUAACUACUGUAGCUGCUGGUAAAGACUCAGACAGAGGUGUGUAACUACUGUAGUGCUGGUAAAGACUCAGACAGAGGGUGGUAACCUACUGUAGCUGCUGGUAAAGACUCAGACAGAGGUGUGUAACCUACUGUAGCUGCUGGUAAAGACUCAGACAGAGGUGUGUAACCUACUGUAGCUGCUGGUAAAGACUCAGACAGAGGAUGUGUAACCUACUGUAGCUGCUGGUAAAGACUCAGACAGAGGUGUGUAACCUACUGUAGCUGCUGGUAAAGACUCAGACAGAGGUGUGUAGCCUACUGUAGCUGCUGGUAAAGACUCAGACAGAGGUGUGUAACCUACUGUAGCUGCUGGUAAAGACUCAGACAGAGGUGUGUAACCUACUGUAGCUGCUGGUAAAGACUCAGACAGAGGUGUGUAACCUACUGUAGCUGCUGGUAAAGACUCAGACAGAGGUGUGUAACAUACUCUAUCAACUGAGCUACAUAGUAGUAAGUGUGGUGGUAAGUGUGGUGGUCAGACAAGCUCAUAUGUCAGAUUUCUAUUUUCUUCAUUAAAAAAGGUGUAGAUAAUAGUAUGAAAUCGAUUCAUGAAAAUGUUUUAUGCCUGUUUGAGUAGAAAGUGUACUCUUUUGCUUCAAGAUUAUCUGUUCACCAGGCAUCAAUGAGGUUGUAAUCAGAGAGUAUACUGUAUGCUGGAGAGCCUUAGUUGCAUGUGGAUUGUAGUUGGUCUUAUUAGAUUUAUCUCGCAUGUCCAAAAUGGCAUUCAUGUCUGUCCCAAUAACCAAAUGGAAUUCAGUGUUCAGAAAAUCAAAAAAAUUAGGAUCAUAUUAAUUUUGGAGUGUACACAUUAAUAAAGGCUGUUUUCUUUCCAUUAUUGACACAUUUAAGGAAAGUGAUUCUUAUGUAUCAAUAUGAUUACAGAUUUUGUUUUGUUUGGGGCUGAUGAAAAAGAAGCCAGUUUUGUACAAAUGGUUCUCUAUUCUAUGUGUGUCUUUUUGGAGAAGGUGUGUUUCCUGGAACAUUGCUAUAUCAAUAUGGUUUCUUGCUAGGACAUCAAGACAGCUGGAACAUUUACUAGGACUAUUAAGGCCUUUCAAAUUCCAAGAGAGAAUAGCUAGCGUUGACAUUGUUUAAAAAAUGUAUUAUUAAUGAUGUAAUUGUUACAUGUAUCUUUAGUAUUGAUAGAUGUGAAACAAAAAGCAGGACCCACAGGGAACAAACCCACCCCAUUGGUCGAACCAUAGGCUACGCUGUGUGAUUGUGCGUGGAUAGCAUACCUGAAUACUGAGACAAUCAAAUUGGGGUUAGCCUAGUUCUGUCGGCUCGUCCCCUUGUGUGUUGGGCUUGAUGUGCUUCUCGAAGAAGUCUUGAGCGGUCUUGGCAGUGGAAAACCUGUGUUGUAUUCUGGAAGGUCAAGAUGAGUUUUGCCGGAUAGAUGAAGCCAAGUCUUAGAUUUAGCUGGCGUAGCUGGGAUCUCACCUCGUCGUAGGUCUCCCUCUGUUUCAGCAGUUCAGCACUCAGAUCUGGGUAGAUACUGAUCCUCUUCUCAGCAUAGGUCAGAGCCCCCGAUUCCGCUGUGAGGUGAACAAUUUGCCAUUUGACUUCAAAACUGUGGAUUUGUACAAUCAUACGCCGGGAUCCGUUGCGGAGAGGAGCCCGUGUGUUGCGCAGUGUUUAUCUGCGGCCUAGGACCCAGCUUCUCUGCCCAAACAGUUCAUAGAAAAGAUUGCUCAUGAAGGAAGUUGGGUUGCCUGCUUCCACACCAGUUUCAGGUCCUGUGACCCACACAGAAUUUAUGGGAAUGAUUUUUCGAGUGAUUCUGUUUUCUUUUUUUAGGAGAUAGAUUUUCCCGUCUAGCUUAGUUUUGCGCAGUUUCCAGGUCAUGGAGUCGCAUCUCUGUCACAUUGGCAGCUGUCUCCAAACGUUCCACUUUAGUUGAGUAGGUAUCCACUAUACAAGUGAGCAGGUCAAGAGAUUUAAUUUAUCGGUUUUAAUUGCAAGUCGAGGGAAGAGAUAAUUUCCUCACAAACAAUGUCUUGAAUGCUAGCUACUGGAGAGAAAUAGACCUGCUAUUGUUCCUUAUAAUACAGUGAACGUACCACACCUUAAUGUGAUGUUAUAUUUUGACAAUUAUUUUGAAAUUGAAUUCCAUUAAUUCCUAGUUAUUUUUGCAAAAGAAAGACACGUUUCAAUGUGGCGUGUUUUUUUGUUACGUUGUGUAGCUGAGACCAGCGAUGCCGCCGCGGCCUGAAUCCAGCCCCUGUCGGGACAUGAAACCAGAAAAUAUCAUUAACCUGUUUGAUGCUGCUGCUGCUGCUCCGGGCAUCAGUGUUACAGUCUCCAACACAGGUAAGGCCUGUUCUCUGUUCUCUUCCUUUAACCCUUUGUAACUCCUUACCCUAACCCAUACUCUACCCUAAUCCUGCCCUAUCCCCCUUAUCAGAACCCUAGCAAGCUGUUACACAUCGACAGAGUUGCAGUUGAUAUUUUGUUGAUAGGCCUUCUAUUGGCGACUAUCAUCCAAGGUUGGGGUCAAUUUGGAAUUGAAGUCAAUUCAGGAAGUGAUAUGAAUUUAAAAUCCAAACAUUUUAAACUUUUGACAUAAAUAAAUAGCAUCUCGUUUUUAGAUUAAUGACAAGUUAUUUCAAAUGAAUUGAAUUGGAAUUUCAGUUUUUGUUCCUGAAUUGACUGUCUUACGUUUGACUUGACCCCAACUCUGCUAUCCACAUAAAGUGUGACCCCUUGCUAAUCCCGCCCUCCUGUUAACUGUCCGUAUGUAUCUUGUCCUUCCGUCCCCUGUCAGUUUGAAAGCCCUGCUGGGGCCAACCUGUUGGACAUGGACCUGUCCACCCUGGCUGCCACCAUGUCAUGGUGGCACAGCCGUGUCCCCAGCCUCUCAGGUGGGUUGGCCCGGUCUGUCAGAUGGCCAGGCAGGCAAUAUGUCAAGUGGGCGCUCUGUCAUAUUGGUAUCAGCUCCUAUACGUGUAUGAUACACGCACAGAGCCUGGCUGAGUUCAGUCUGCAUGGAGAGAUAUUCAUUGCCCACUGUGUAUAGUUGACUCGUUAGCAUUUUCACCAUUUCUGUUCGUUUAGACGUAUGACGUUGAAGUGCAUGGGGUUGAAUUAAACAGACACAGUGUUUAUUUUGUGUUUGAGCAUCUCUACCCCUCUCUCUCUCCCUUUCUCUUUUUACCCCCCUGAAGGCGGUAUCAUGGGACACGUGGGAGGUAAGCACAGUCAUCAUACUCUAUAUUGGCCAUAGAUUCCUUCCAACAGGGACUGGCUAGCUGAUCCAACAGGGACUGUCUAGCUGAUCCAACAGGGACUGGCUAGCUGAUCCAACAGGGACUGUCUAGCUGAUCCAACAGGGACUGGCUAGCUGAUCCAACAGGGACUGGCUAGCUGAUCCAACAGGGACUGUCUAGCUGAUCCAACAGGGACUGGCUAGCUGAUCCAACAGGGACUGUCUAGCUGAUCCAACAGGGACUGGCUAGCUGAUCCAACAGGGACUGGCUAGCUGAUCCAACAGGGACUGGCUAGCUGAUUGAUCUUAAGGACCGCAUGAUACUCUCAGAAUAACAAAAUAGUUAUUUUCAUGGUUUUCAAGGUUUGCUUUCAUGUCGUAACCAAACUGUUAUCUCCACAGCUCUGUGUUUUUGUUGGGGAAAAUAGUAACACAGAAUAGAACCGUACCUCUGGUCUUCCACAAUGUUACCUGGUAGCCUGAGUGCCAGUCUGUGCCAUCAUGACAUCAUGCCAACUCCAUAACAACAGCAUUCUUUGAAUUGGAAAAAGCUAAUGAUCGAAAACCUAAUGAUCUUUCCUAAUUGGUCUUUUCACUUCUUCGCCAAAUCCCCCACGUCUGAAAUCAUCCAUCUUUUUAUUUAUCAAUUAAUUAAUUCAUUUUAUUAAUUUGAAUUAAUUUCCUACAUUUCUGUUAUCCCUGAUAAUUGGCUCAUUGCCAUGGAAACCCUGGCCUGACCCGGUUCUUGGUCACUAUGGCUUCCUAUGGCCUAUUAUAACCCAUUUCACUGCCCUCUACCCCCUACCGUCGCCCCUACCCCUCGCCCCUACCCCUCGCCCCUACACCCUAUACCCUUCCCCCUACCCUUACCCCUUGCCCCUGCCCAUUGCCAUGGAAACCCUGGCCCUAAACCCGGUCUCUAUGGCUUCAAAUGGGUUCCUCAUGCCAAUGGACAUGACCCAUUCUGCCCAUUUAAUUGCCCCCCCCCCCCCCCGACCCCUCGCCCCUCCUAGCCUGAGGAAGCUCCUGCUCCACCAGAGGAGCCCAAGGGCUGGGAUGAUGAUGGUACCCUGCCGGUGCGUGCUGCCGGCUGGGAUGAUGACGGUACCCUGCCGGUGCGUGCUGCCGGCUGUGGGGAUGACGGUACCCUGCCGGUGCGUGCUGCCGGCUGGGAUGAUGACGGUACCCUGCCGGUGCGUGCUGCCGGCUGGGAUGAUGAUGGUACCCUGCCGGUGCGUGCUGCCGGCUGUGGGGAUGACGGUAUAGCUGCCGCCACGGCAGGCUGGGAUGACGACGGCUCUCUGCCUGUGAGGGUGGAUGACUCCUGGGGGGAUGAUGCUGAUGCUGAUGCUACUGCUACAUCCGUAGCCCCAGCCACUGCUUCCGCUGCCGCGGCCGAGUCUGAGGCUGCUGGCUGGGAUAAUGAGGAGGGGGUGCCCCAGGUACGAUGGGAAGGGUAGGAUGCAUCUGGAGCUGGGUGGAUGCAUCGGCUACAACACUGGAGGAUACUGAUAGCUGUAGCUACAUGGUGGUGGAGCUCCCUUGGUCUGUCAGGUUCAGUCUGGUUCAGUCUGGUUCAGUCUGGUUCAGUCUGGUUCAGUCUGGUUCAGUCUGGUUCUUUCAAGUAGUAGUAGGAAGUGCCAGGUGUCCCUUGAAAAUAGGUAUUCUGACCUCAAUGGGACUUCCUGGAUAAGCAAAAGGGUUAAAUAAAGAAAGAGGGUCUUGUUUCUCCAGCUCAAAUUCAAAAUGAAAUGUAUCCCAGUCGUUCAGUCUGUGAAUACUGCCUGGCUGUAACAGAGGGUAGUUGAUACAGUCGUUCAGUCUGUGAAUACUGCCUGGCUGUAACAGGGGGUAGUUGAUAGACUGGGGUGUAUUUUAGUGACAUUGUGAUGUGCUGUAUGUGGAACGGUUCUUCUUCUCACCCUCUCCAACAGCCUGACACACCUGCAGCGUCUACACCUGCAGCCGCAGCACCAGAAGAGGUAAGUGGCACCUUGAUUGGUUGGUUGAUUAAUUGAUUGAUUGAUUGAUAAUUGGUUGAUUGGUUGAUUGGUUGAUUGGUUGGUUGGUUGGUUGAUUGAUUGAUUGGUUGAUUGACUGAUUGACUUAUUUUUGUCACUUCUUUUGACACAGACUCAUGCUGUGGCAGCAGCAGCAACCAACGGGGAUUCAGAGGCGGUAGAGAUGCCUCCAGGAUUCCUCUUCAAAGUGAGUGGGGAUGAUGAUAUGUGAAUAAAUGCUCCGUAGUGUAAUAUGUAUCUAUUAUUUCCAAGUAGGAAAUUAAAUUAAACUGAAUUUUACUAUUUUCUUGAUCCUCAUCAUGUUCAGGUGACCACAAUGCAUGAUUAUGUAGCUAAUGACUCAGAUGAGCUGGAGAUGAAGGCUGGAGACAUAGUGCUGGUUGUGGCCUUCGACAACCCAGAAGAACAGGUCAGUGAUCUUAGUCAUAGCCUGAUGGUACGUUCUGUUUAUGCUUUAUCAAAUGCCUGUCUUUGUUUGUACAUGAUUAUUAUUCCAACAAUAGAAUAAUUAACUACAUUUAGUAGCCUUGUUCGAACCAGAAUGUGGCCAUUUCUGUAGUGUGAGGCAGCUUUGAUGUAGUAAGUACCCCCCCUGGAAAAGACUUGAGUCUAUCUCAUGGCCUUAGCUACAUUACAAACUGUGUACUUUGGGUUCCGCUUAAUCCACACGAUGUGUGUGUUUCAGGACGAGGGUUGGCUGAUGGGGAUGAAGGAGGAAGACUGGAUCCAGAACAAACAGAGCGCGCUCAAAGGAGUGUUCCCCGAGAACUUCACCUCCAGGCUGUGAGAGAGGAGACGCCAUAUUUAUUAUCCUCCUUUGACCUCUCUCUCUUCCACAAGAUCCUAUAUUCUCUUCUCUCUCUCUCUCUCUCUCUCUCUCUCUCUCGCUGCCAGAAUCCUCCACUCUCUUCCCUCUCUCGCUGCCAGAAUCUUCUCUUCUCUUCUCUCUCUCUUUCCACCAGAUUCCUAUUUUCUCUGCCUCUCUCUGACCCAAUGACCUGUGCCAUCCUCAAUUCCCCUGUCCUAACAGCUGUCUGUUCUGUAUCCAUGAGAAACAGCACUGCAUCGUCAUCUGUCUGUUCUGUAUCCAUGAGAAACAGCACUGCAUCGUCAGCUGUCUGUUCUGUAUCCAUGUGAAACAGCACUGCAUCGUCAGCUGUCUGUUCUGUAUCCAUGUGAAACAGCACUGCAUCAUCAGCUGUCUGUUCUGUAUCCAGGUGAAACAGCACUGCAUCGUCAGCUGUCUGUUCUGUAUCCAUGUGAAACAGCACUGCAUCGUCAGUUGUCUGUUCUGUAUCCAUGAGAAACAGCACUGCAUCGUCAGCUGUCUGUUCUGUAUCCAUGAGAAACAGCACUGCAUCGUCAUCUGUCUGUUCUGUAUCCAUGAGAAACAGCACUGCAUCGUCAGCUGUCUGUUCUGUAUCCAUGUGAAACAGCACUGCAUCGUCAUCUGUCUGUUCUGUAUCCAUGAGAAACAGCACUGCAUCGUCAGCUGUCUGUUCUGUAACCAUGAGAAACAGCACUGCAUCGUCAGCUGUCUGUUCUGUAUCCAUGUGAAACAGCACUGCAUUGUCAUCUGUCUGUUCUGUGUCCAUGAGAAACAGCACUGCAUCGUCAGCUGUCUGUUCUGUAUCCAUGUGAAACAGCACUGCAUCGUCAGCUGUCUGUUCUGUAUCCUUGUGAAACAGCACUGCAUCGUCAGCUGUCUGUUCUGUAUCCAUGAGAAACAGCACUGCAUCGUCAGCUGUCUGUUCUGUAUCCAUGUGAAACAGCACUGUUUCGUCAUUUAUCUGUUCUGUAUCCAUGAGAAACAGCACUGCAUCGUCAGCUGUCUGUUCUGUAUCCAUGUGAAACAGCACUGCAUCGUCAGCUGUCUGUUCUGUGUCCAUUUCUAG
This is a messenger RNA of Coregonus sp. 'balchen', 12274 nucleotides long. NCBI's taxonomy places the organism in Eukaryota, Metazoa, Chordata, Actinopteri, Salmoniformes, Salmonidae. The record is from the annotation of a GenBank genome assembly.